AUGUCCUCCAUGUCCUCCUUGUCGCGCGUGUCCACAGCGCGCACGCGGGGCGACUAUACGCCUCUGACUGUGGAGAACUUGUCGAGCGCUUGUCGGCCCGAUUCGAGCGUGUCAAUAACGUCUGAUGAAUCCGACGGAAGCCUUGAAUCGGCCAGUCUAGCUUCGUUCUCUGCGCCCAAGUUAGCUUCACCUCCGAAGCUGGUGCAGUGUCAAGAAUGCCGCAUUUCCCUCUUAGACGGAGAACACCACUUCAUCGUGGAGGUCAACAUCGCGGUCACUCUUUGCAGCAACCCGCGCUGCCUGUCGCGCUGGUGUUGUAAACUCUGCGGCUACUCGAGAUUUCCCUGCGACCACGUCACCAACCCGCCGGAUGACCUGGACGACACCAUCCAUGCGCCGCUCUCAUCCUAG
Schizophyllum commune H4-8 is the source of this 411-nucleotide messenger RNA. RefSeq lists its product as uncharacterized. The record is from RefSeq and is a predicted model, not a curated record. The transcript has 4 exons. NCBI's taxonomy places the organism in Eukaryota, Fungi, Basidiomycota, Agaricomycetes, Agaricales, Schizophyllaceae. The coding region runs from base 1 to 411 and encodes 136 amino acids.